This is a messenger RNA of Hippocampus zosterae (dwarf seahorse), 3948 nucleotides long. It is a transcript of the gene cnksr2a, whose product is annotated as connector enhancer of kinase suppressor of Ras 2a. NCBI's taxonomy places the organism in Eukaryota, Metazoa, Chordata, Actinopteri, Syngnathiformes, Syngnathidae. Bases 373 to 3471 code for a protein of 1032 amino acids. Gene Ontology annotation, cellular component: cytoplasm; membrane. The record is from RefSeq and is a predicted model, not a curated record. The transcript has 24 exons. Gene Ontology annotation, biological process: regulation of signal transduction. Gene Ontology annotation, molecular function: protein binding.
UUGCUGGCCUGCUCUUGUGAAAAGUGUGCAUCUGUGGGAGUCAAGUGCGUGAGUCAGCAAUGAAUCAUGCAUUUUUCGGUCGCACUCCAGCACACGCACGCAUGCUUAUUGAGGUCCGUUCGCAAAUAUUCCACCUUCGUUUUAAUUUCGCCAAAUCUCUGGCGACGCACACACGGCGCAGCAACACAUAUAAACAGAGCAGGCAACAUCACACGUUCUCCCUGGUACGUGCGUCGUUCUUAACUCAUUCAGUACCACACCCAAUUCUAGAUGUGGUACUGUGAUAUGAAAAGACGUUUAAAAACAUCUUUGGGAGCGAAUGAGUUUUAAUUAUGCAGCAUUUCUUCCAGCGGAGCUCAGUGCUGCCCCGGCAUGUUGUGUGGCAAGAUGCGGUAUUACAUAAAGGUGGUCACAGUCUUCUCGAAUGAUGAAGACCAGCUAGGAGGUUUGGAUGACUGCCUGCAACAGUACGUGUGUGUGUUUGAGCGCGGCGGUGUGUGCGGCGAGAGGCUGCUGAGGAUCAGCCACGCCGAACUGGAGGACCUUGGCGUGUCCCGCAUCGGACAUCAGGAGCUCAUACUGGAGGCCGUCGACCUGCUCUGUGCACUGAACUCCGGCCUGGAGACGGAGAGCGUGAGAACGCUGGCCCACAAGCUGGGCGCCUCGGCUAAAAACCUGCAGAAUUUCAUCUCGGGCCGCCGCCGCAGCAGCCAAUCGGAGAGCAGGACGUCCCGGCGGCUCCCCAACGACCUGCUCACUUCCGUGGUUGACCUCAUCACCGCCGCCAAGAGUCUGCUGGCGUGGCUGGACAGGUCUCCUUUCGCCGCGGUGGCGGACUACUCGGUGACCCGAAAUAAUGUCAUCCAGCUCUGCCUGGAGCUCACCACCAUCGUGCAGCAGGACUGUACGGUGUUUGAGACGGAGAAUAAAAUCCUGCACGUGUGCAAGACUCUAUCCGAAGUGUGUGAGCACAUCGUGUGCGUGUCGUCGGACCCGCUGGUGUCUCAGUCGGCCCACCUGGAGCUGGUCCACCUCACCAACGUCAAAGCCUCCGAAGGCCUGGGAAUGUACAUCAAGUCAACCUACGACGGCCUCCACGUGAUCACGGGGACGACGGAAGGGUCACCGGCCGACCGCUGCAAGAAGAUCCACGCCGGGGAUGAAGUCAUUCAAGUCAAUCACCAGACUGUGGUGGGCUGGCAACUCCGCAACCUGGUGGGCUCCCUGCGGGCCGACAAGGGCGUGGUAUCGCUCACCCUGAAGAAGCGGCCUCAGAGCACGCUCAGCUCGGCGCCGGCCCUGCUCAAAAACAUGCGCUGGAAACCCCUGGCCCUGCAGCCAACCAGAAGCCCGGCUAGCGGCUCGGCCACACCAUCGGGCACCCCCACCAAGACCUCCGCCCUCCAAGACCUGUACAUUCCGCCUCCCCCCAUGGAGCCAUACGCACCAAGAGACGAGACGGUCACCUUGUCAGGAGAGGAGGCGUCUCGCGGCCACGGCGGCUUGGCAAAGCGAGCCGAGUCGCCCAACUCCUUCUUGGAUCAAGAAUCGCAGAGGCGAGAACAGGACGAGCCGGUUUACUGCACCACGCCGACAUACGGCAGGCUCCGGCCCAUUUCCAUGCCUGUGGAGUGCAACUGGGGGGGCGACUACGAAGACCCCGCCAAGCUUCACCGAGAAAGCCGCAGAGAGACGUCCCUGUUGCGGUACGUGGGCCUGAUUGGCGGCGACGGCGCGGCGGAGCGGGCCGUGUCCGACGACUACGCCUCCCACACGGCGCGUCCGGGCAAGCGGAGCAACGACACGGCCAAGCGCGCCAAACGGCGCAGCCACCACAGUCAGAGCCCCUCUCACUACAUCCUUCAAGCCAAUCCGAGAGGGUCGCCGCCCAGAGACUCCGCCUCCGGUUACCACACAUAUCAACAGGCCUCCUCGCUGCAGACAAAGACCCGGAAGAAGAAUAAAGGUCGAAGUUUAGCCAACCUGAGCCGCCGCCGCGUUUCCUGCAAGGCGCUUGGCCGAGGCGACUGCGAAGGCUGGCUGUGGCGCAAGAGGGAUGCCAAAGGUUACUUUUCUCAUAAAUGGAAGAAGUACUGGUUCGUUCUAAAGGACAACUGCCUGUACUGGUACAUCAACGAAGAGGAUGAGAAAGCCGAGGGCUUCGUCAGUCUCCCCGAGUUCAAAAUCGAUCGCGCCAGCGAAUGCCGAAAGAAGUAUGCCUUCAAAGCUUGCCACCCCAAGGUCAAGAGCUUCUUCUUUGCGUCAGACGGCGUGGACGACAUGAACAGGUGGCUGAGUCGACUCAACAUGGCCGCCGUGGGCUACGCGGAGAGAGAGAGGAUUCGCCAAGAGCAGGAUUACUGGAGCGAGAGCGAGCACGAGGAUGACGCCACCUCCAGCCCCAAACAGGACAGCCCCCCGCCUCCGUACGAUACCUACCCGCGGCCCCCGUCGAUGAGCGCUUACCUGGAAGGCCGAACGACGCGACUCUCCUCCACCGAGACGUCGCGCUCCCGCUCGUCCCAGGAGGACUUUCUUUGCGGCGAGCUGGCCGCCGCGGCCGCCGAGCCGCAGUAUCACCCCGGCCCUCUUGGGGGCGGCACCAUGCACAGCGGCAGGAGGCCGGGUGGCAGCAACAGCAGCGACGUGGCGUACCGAUGUGACCCCGUGGAGUACCGCUCCAGUCCCGCAGGGGGCAGCAGCGAGACCGGCUCUCCUGGCCGAUCAUCCUCCUCUCAGCGACGUUCCUGGCAGGACUUGAUCGAGACGCCGCUGACGGAAGCGGGGCUGCACUACCUGCAGACGGGACCACUUGAGGACGCCGUCUUCGCCGACCCGAGCCCGGCCAGCCCGACGCCCAUGUCGGCCGGGGCCGUCUACACGCUUCCGGCGCCGAGGAACGUCCCGUUGCCCGUCACGAUGCACAGGCUGAUUCCUAUGGCAACCCAAGGAGGGAAACCUCGCAGCUUCACGCUGCCACGCGACAGCAGCCUACACACGCUGCUGGCGCCGCCCGCCAGGGAGGAGCAACACACGCACAACAGUAGUAGCGAGGGGGCGUCUCUGGGUGACCUGUUCCGCGCUUGCGAGCAAGGCGGCGUGUCUCCCCUCGGCCGGGAGUGCGAGACCAAAGGCCAGUCCGAGUUCAGGCAGUCCUUCCUGCGACGGGCCGCCGACCCGCAGCUCAACGAGCGCCUGCACCGCCUCCGCAUCCUUAGCUCCACGCUGAAGGACAGAGAGGGGGAGGUAGCGCUGAUUGACAGGCUCUUGGCCCGCCCCCAGCUAUCGUCCGCAGAGUUCCAGGAGUGGAAGCGAGCUUAUCGGGAGCACUUCUCGCAGACGCCAAACGAGGCCGACGAGCCCGAGGCCGAGCCCCAACCCGAGCCCCAAGCCGAGACCGAGCCCGACCCGGGGCCGCCCUUGACCCCCUCGCUCUCCCACACACACUCCUAUAUUGAAACGCACGUCUGAUGCGCGCACACACACACACACACACACACACAGAAGUGAGGUCAUUCAGCAGAGGAGUGGCCAUCACGGAGUGCUUACUUCGCAGGAAGUGAUGUCGUGAGGCUGGCAGCAGGCCCUCCCGUGAUUGACAGACUUUAAUGUGCGUCGUUCAGACGCAAGAGCAGAACAGGAAGAAUUCGUUUUGAGCACCUUUGAGAUGUCUUUUUUUUUUCUGUCGGUUUUCAAUUGGCACUCAAAAAUGAAACGUGAAAAAAGUAUCACUUUCAAAGUUAAAAAAUUACGGCCCAUUUUUCAAUGUCAUAUUUUUGGAUCAGAUCUUAAUGAUGAGAAAUCAAAAAAUAAAUAAUGACGCUUGUUCAUUGUUUGGUUUUUGCUUGCCAGUUGAAUAUGGGAAAAAAAUGCAAAGCAGGACUAUUUACUGGACAUUCUUUGUACAGCAUAUUUAUAAAUAGCCUCAGUGUUAUGUAAUCCGCCCCC